AUGUUUCAACAACAACUUAAAGGAUUGACUAUAAAUAACAAUGAUGUUGUGCUGUUUAUGAAAGGUACACCUAAUGAACCACAGCAAUCACGUAUUGAUAGUUUCUUACCACAAAUUUUUAAUAUUAACCCAACAUUUGAUUAUCACAAUGUCAAUAAUAAUAUCAAAGAAAAAGGUUUAAAAGAUCAAUUAAAAUCACAAAAUCAACCUCUUUUUCAAUAUCUUGAUAAUCAUGAAAAGAAAAUUGAAAUUGAAGAAAGAACAAAACUUUGGUUUAUUGAAUUGAAAAAGAUUAAUUCUCAAAUCAACACACAAUUUAAUGUCACCACCACACAUAAUAAUAAUGAUCAGUUUACUACAAAUUUUAAAACUUGUAUGAAAAAGUUUUGGGAUAGAAUUGUGUUGGAAACUGAUUACAUUAACAAAUUUGAAUCUAAAAAAGAAAAAAUGCAUUGA
Entrophospora sp. SA101 is the source of this 456-nucleotide messenger RNA. NCBI's taxonomy places the organism in Eukaryota, Fungi, Glomeromycota, Glomeromycetes, Entrophosporales, Entrophosporaceae. The record is from the annotation of a GenBank genome assembly.